This is a messenger RNA of Gadus macrocephalus (Pacific cod), 1402 nucleotides long. It is a transcript of the gene pex11g, whose product is annotated as peroxisomal biogenesis factor 11 gamma. Bases 178 to 903 code for a protein of 241 amino acids. The transcript is spliced from 5 exons. NCBI's taxonomy places the organism in Eukaryota, Metazoa, Chordata, Actinopteri, Gadiformes, Gadidae. The record is from RefSeq and is a predicted model, not a curated record. Gene Ontology annotation, cellular component: peroxisomal membrane. Gene Ontology annotation, biological process: peroxisome fission.
UUACUGUCUGGGCGGAUCCAAUUCGACUUCCUAUUGCAGGAUCGGUGACAGACGAGGCUAAAGAUAACGGCGAGUCUGUUGUGUUGCCCCAAUGCAUACCUGGAUACCUUUGAGGCAGGAAACCAUGUCUCUCCGAGGCCGGUCAUUUGGUAAACGAGUGUAGUCCAGCUGUCAGAAAUGGAAGAGUCUCUGGAGUCACUUGUCACUACACUUGAAUCAUACAGAGGGAGAGAUAAAGUUAUCAGGACCAUCUGCUAUGGGUCCCAGCUGGUUGGCGGGGUCUUGUCCCAGAAGACGCCACCCGGGAGACCCUCCUCCUCGGACCUCGGCAACCGUCUGCUGCUGUUCUCCGCUCAACUCAGUCACUGCAGGACCGUGUUACGGCUCUUCGAUGAUCUGUCCAUGCUGGCUUACUCCCGCAGCUAUGGCCUCGGACCGGAGGGGUCCGACGGCGGGCUGCGCUGGAUCUCGGUGCUGAACAACGUGGCGGACCAGCUGUUCUACCCCUGUGAGCACGUGGCCUGGGCGGCCGACGCCAAGCUGAUCCCCGCCCGCUCGGAACGCUGGUGGCUACUGAGCACCGCGCUGUGGGGGGCCUCUCUGGUGCUGGGGACCCUCCGGUCGAUCAGACUUAUUGUGCUGCUGAAGAGGAGGCUGAGGAAGUGUGAGAGAGCUGGAGAGGGCAGCAGUGAAACCUCCAGUCGAUCUCAGCUCCGGAGGCAGAUGCGAGGGGAGAUGCUCACUAUUCUCAGCAGCAUGGCUGAUCUCAGCAACGCCAUUCAUUGGAUGCCUCCUGGGUUUCUGUGGGCGGGGACAUUUCCUGAUUGGUUGGUGGGGUUGAUGGGAACCAUCGCGUCUCUGAUUGGCUUGAUUCAGAUGAACGCUAGCAGCACUGACCAAUGAGGGAGUUCUCCUGGUUUGUUCUGAUGAAAUAUUUAGAUGGAUGAUUUGCAACUGAUCUUUAUCUUGUUGUGGGUGAAAGAGAGACCCUAAUUCUGCUCUUGAACGGAAAUUGUUUUAUUAUGAUAAAUUGUUCAUAAUAUGAGUUGAUAUUUAUCUGCACAUGCAACGCUGAAUUGAAUGAUGCAUGACGAGGAUAUUGACAUUUCAAUAAUGUGAAUUUUUAUGACAUUUUUAUGUAAUUCAGGGUUGUAAAUACCGAAUCCGUUUUCUUGAAUGUAUCCUUCAGUAAUCUUAUUUAAGUGCCAACUCAGUCCAUAAACUUUGCUAAUAUUCCUAUAGAUUAUUUUUUGAUGAUUUUGUAAAGAUGCAUUUAACACAUACUACAGUAAGUUGAAGCGAUUCAGAAAAAGCUUGUAACAUACGGCCAUAUCAAACCGAGAAUUAUGGAGGUAAUUUUUGAUUGAUGCUAACUCAUAAUAAAAGUCAAAAUGAACAAAAA